Molecule: messenger RNA, 1242 nt
Organism: Thermochaetoides thermophila DSM 1495
Lineage: Eukaryota; Fungi; Ascomycota; Sordariomycetes; Sordariales; Chaetomiaceae
Product: WD repeat-containing protein
Exons: 2
Coding region: 1-1242 (413 amino acids)
Molecular function (GO): protein binding
Source: RefSeq, a predicted model, not a curated record
AUGUUUGAGAACCUUUGUACCCUCCCUCUCUCGGCCGACCUGUUCACACAGGUCAUGCACCCCUCCAAGCCGUUGCUUACGGUCGGCUUGUCGAGUGGUCGCGUCGAAACCUUUCGCCUACCGAGUGAUGAUGAUGAUGGCAUGAGCAAGUCAAACAGCGGCAUGGGCUUGAUCAAGAGCGUCUGGAGCACCCACCGCCACAAGGGCAGUUGUCGCUAUCUUGCCUACAGUCAUGACGGAGAAUCUCUCUACUCUGCCGGUACAGACGCUGUGAUCAAGCACUUCUCUCCUGAGACUGGUCUGGUCAUCUCCAAGAUCGGCCUUCCUCCUAGAAACAGUUCCACGAACGCUACCGACUGUCCCGCUAUCUUGCAUGUCCUCUCGCCACAGACGCUCCUCCUCGGCACAGACUCGGGUUGCCUUUACAUUUUCGAUCUCCGCGAGAACGGCUACCUGAACCCUAAGCCCGUGCGCAAACACGUCCCGCAUGCCGACUAUAUUUCCAGCAUUAGCCCGCUUCCUCCUUCGGCAGAGAGCACGUCAGGUUUCCCCAAGCAAUGGGUCUCAACGGGCGGCACAACGCUCGCCGUAACAGAUCUUCGAGCCGGAAUUGUUGCUACAUCGGAGGACCAGGAGGAUGAGUUGCUUUGCUCCACCAUCAUCCCAACCGGCUUGGGCCCGAAGCGCAUGCGGGACAACGCCGUCGUCGCCGUUGGCACUGGUGGCGGUGUUCUGACCCUUUGGGACCGUGGGUCGUGGGAUGACCAGCAAGAGCGCAUAUAUGUGGCGGGUGGUAAGAGCAAAAAGGAUGCCGACAGUUUGGAUUGUAUUGUGCGCGUUCCAGACGAGCUUGGCUGGGGUAAGAAAGUUGUCGUUGGUGUGGGUGACGGCAGCCUGGCCAUCGUUGACUUAAAACAACGUGAAGUCCACGCUGUGCUCAAGCAUGAUGAGAUCGAGGGCGUGGCCGCAGUGUCGUUUGACUACCAGCAUCGUUUGAUCAGCGGCGGCGGCAGAACCGUCAAGGUUUGGGCCGAGUCAGGGAUCGAAGGGGAUGAAGAAGAAGAGGAAGACACUGUGCCGGGCACCAACGGCAUCAAGAGGUCUGUUGACAGCGACGACGACGAUUCCGAUAUGGAUGAUAGCGACAGUGACGACGAUCGCCCGAGGAGGAAGAGCAAGAAGAAGAGGAGGAAAGGCAAGGGCGUCCAGCAAAGGACUGUGGCGUUCCCUGGAUUGGACUAA